AUGGCAGAAAAUAUCGAUUGGAAAAUGGAUGAAGAUGAUGAACAACCACAAGAAGAGUCAUCAUCUCGUCAUUUACUUAUUGCACUUGAAGAUUUACUCAAACGAAGUCAUAAUAGUUCGACGUUAAUAUCAAAGAUCAAAUAUCAAAGUAAAAGUAGAAGUGUUGACGAUUUACUAAUAAAUCGACGAUAUCGCCAAGGAAAAGAUCGGGAUAUUUCAACAAAUCACGAUACUAGUAAUAAUAUUUCAAAUACAACAAGAGUUGAACUUGAUUUAUCUGGCAUUGGACAUGACGAUGAAAGUAACGAAAAUGAUUUAGAAAUACAACGAAGUCGAUCAGCGCCUGUUUCACCAACUAAAAUCUAUGAUAAAGAAUUAGCUGCAUUUAUAGAAUGUGAACAACAACAAUCCAUUGCUGAUAAUUUUGUCUAUAAUAUUGAUCUAUCCGAUGAUCAACAAACUGUACAUCAACCAAAUUCAAGAUUAGCCAUAUUUUUUGAAGAUGAUUUUUCACUUGAAGAAAAUAAUUAUGAACCAUCAGUUAGCCUUAUUCAUUCUUCUAUUAACAAUAAUUGUUUGACAAUUACUGAAGAAAAUGAAGAAGAACUUGAACAAUUGCAACGAGAUGAUGAUGAAGAGAAACAACAACGACAGCAACUUUUAUUAGAAAUUAGUGAAAAUUCAAUACCAAUAAUAAGAUUAGAAAAUGAUAAUGAUGAUCAAACUGAUACAUAUGAGAAUGAUAAUCAGAUGAAUAAACGUGAAAUACACGAUAUGAGUAAUCUAUUAUCAAUUAAUAUAGAUCACUGUGAAAAUAGCACGGAACGUCUUUCAACUAUUUAUGAAACUCCAAGUCCACAACCUGAAAUAGAAGAAGAAGAAAAAGAAGAAGAAGAAGAAGAAGAAGAAGAAGAAGAAGAAAUCGAUAACAAUACAGAUGAUAAAUUAGUUGUCUACGAUAUUGCAAAUGUUGAUACAUCAACUAAAUCUUCAACAAUUCAACCAAAACAAAAAUCGACUACUUCAACUACUUUAUUCCAUCUAUCUUCCACUAUGAAUCGAAAUCGUAUCGGUUCAUGUUAUACAGAUGCUUUUUUUAAACCCUGUCCUAAUUUGACCAAUGUUCUUUCAGCUUCUCGUUUAUGUGGAACAACAACAACAACAACAAAGAUCACUUCUAAAGUUAAUAAUCCUUCGUCCAUAUUAUCUACCUCAUUGUUAACUACAAUUAACGAUGAAAACUCAUCUUCAUUACCGGCUAUUAAUGCUGAAAAGAAUUCUUCAUUUCUUUCUCCUAAACAGCAAUCAUCUUCACGAUCAUCACCCAUGUUAUUUGUAACUUCAGUCGAUGAACAACCAAAUCCUGUCAUGGAUCAUAAUGAAUUACCAUCGUCACAACCAUCUUCUCAACAUAUUCAAAAAAUGAAAGUAUUUCAAACAUCAUCAUCAAGUCUAUCAGAUUUCAUUUCACCAACAUCAACACCAAAAUCACAAUUGCCAACUACAACUUUGAACGAAGAUGUUCUUAGUAUCCAUCACUCUCUGACAGACUGUUCGUUAUUGGAUCAAAUGUCAACGCUUAUCGAUGAAAAUAAAUCAAAAAUAAAUCAAAUCUCAGAUAAUCCUGGGCGAAAAUCAUCAUGUACUCGACGUAUUCUUACGAAUGGUCUUUUAGUUCCGCAUGCUGCUAGUAAUCAUAUUGCUCGUCGUUUACAAGAACCUCUUACUUCAAUUCAUAAUAAUCAUUAUUCAAUAAACGUAAAAAUUGAAGAAACUCAUUUGUCUGAUUCGUCAAUAUCUUCGGUGUCACUUUCAUCAUCUGAUGAAAACCUUUUCACUCGAUCAGAUUACAGUGCUCAACAAGAUCGAAUAAAUUCUCAAAAACGUAAAGCAUCUAGUCUAAAAAGUAUUGAUUUAAUCUCACAUCAAGCACCAUCGAAAAUUCUUUAUCCUAUUGAUUUCGAUGCGAACAAUAUGGAUUUAUCUUGCCAUAAAAAGCAAUCAAUUCACAUAAACAAAGUACCCACAUCUGAUUCCGGCAUUAUUAUUGAUACACACCCAACACUUAAGUCAAGUAGUGAAGAUGAUGAUCACAAUAAUGGUAUUAUUGAAACAAAUCAAAUCAAACAAUAUGAAAUUAAAUAUAGAAGAACUUUAGAUGAUCUAACCACUCUUAAGAAAAAUAUUGUCAAUACUGAAAGUCGUCUUAAUGAAGCUAUGCGAGAGUUGGAAAUUGAACAAGCAUUGAUCGAAGGUGAACAUGAUUUAGUAUUCAAACAAAUUUUAGAUGCAAGUGAAAGUGAUCAGCAGAAAAUACGACAGUUAAAUGACAAUUUACAAUUAUUAAUUGAACGAAUAAUGGCAGAAAAAAAUUCUAUUCGUGAUGAGAUUGAUUAUACGAAACAUAUUCUUUUUGAAUUCGAAAAUGAAUUACAUAAACUGGAACAAAAUUAUCGAUCGUCUGACGAGAAAAUUCUUAAAACAAAAGAAAUUAUUGCUGUAACUCGUAAAAAUUAUGAAGAUCUUGAAUAUCAAUUGAUGGAAUUAGAAAUCCGCUGUGAAUCUGAACUUGAAAAAGCUGAACAACAUUUUCAAAAUGAACAGAAAUUUGUUACACAAAAUGCUCAAAUUCGACAAAAUACUUUGCAUGAUCUUGAUCAUGAACAAUAUAUCGCUCUGUAUCAAGCAAUAAUGGAAAAAGAAAAACUUCAGCGAGAAAAACAAAAAUUAAAAUUAGCUUUUAAACAAAAAAAAUUAGAAGCAAACGAAUUAGAACAGAAAAUCUAUAAUGCAUGGUCAAAUAUUGAUGGUACUAAACGUAAUCUAUAUCAGUCAACUCCAACAUAUCUUUAUCGAACAUUGAAUUAUUCCGAUGGAUUUUCGUCAUCAAGAAUGGAAAGAAAAGAUGAUCAUCAUGAUAAUUCACAUGAAAUAAAAGACAAAAUGACUAAAGAUAAACUAGAAAAAAUGAUCAUUCUUGAAGAACAACUACCUGAACGAUAUAAUAAAAAAAUGAAUCGAAUUGAAAUCGAACAAAAAUUAGCUACUAGAAUUGAAAAAUCUGAUUAUGAAGUGAAACUACGUGAAAAAAAUCGAAUACAAGAACGCCCAUUGACACGUUAUUUACCAAUACGUGCCAUCGGUUUUGAUCUGCGUGCACAUAUUGAAGGUGCUGGUCAUUUAUUGAAUUCUUCUCAUAUCAUUCUAACAUCGACAUCAUGUCGUGGUUAUCUUCAUAAAAUGGGUGGAAUCAAAUUUAAAACAUGGAAUCGCCGUUGGUUUGUAUUUGAUCGUGAACGACGUUUAUUAUUUUACUAUCAAGAUAAAACCGAAACAAAAUUACGUGGUUGUUUUUAUUUUCAAUCAGUUCUUGAAGUUUAUGUCGAUCAUUUACAAUCAAUAUCAUUAAGAUCACCUGAACCACGUGAAGCAACAUUUAUUGUGAAAACUAUUGAGCGACCUUAUUAUUUAGUUGCUCCAACUGUUGAGCUCAUGCGUAUAUGGGUUGAUGUGAUUAUAACUGGUGCUGAAGGAAAUACUUUUGCUAGUGUUUAA
This is a messenger RNA of Rotaria socialis, 3555 nucleotides long. Lineage: Eukaryota; Metazoa; Rotifera; Eurotatoria; Philodinida; Philodinidae. The record is from the annotation of a GenBank genome assembly.